AUGUACUUCCCCAUCUGGCUUGUAUUUUUCGUAAUGAACAUGGUCCGCCAGAAUCAAGCCGAAAUACUUUCGACAGACCCCUUUCCGAUUAGGUUUUGCGAAGACGAAGUCAAGAAUAUCUUGCUAUGCGUGAGAGCAGUGAAUUUGAAAAAAGGCGACAAAGUAAACAUCGACAAGGGCAUGAUAGCGAUGAAGGCCCCUGUAAUCCCCCAUCGCGAGCACCUUCGCAAGUACCGCUACUGCAACCUUGACGUCCCAAUCACCAUUGGUCAACCCACCGCGGCAUAUUGCUGCCCUAAUAUUGACCUUUUUGCAAUAGAUCAGGAGCUGCUCACGCGUGCUGUAUACAAAGCCGAUCUCAAAGCCCACUGCAAGCAACACAGAAUUGCCGUUUGA
Molecule: messenger RNA, 396 nt
Organism: Puccinia triticina
Lineage: Eukaryota; Fungi; Basidiomycota; Pucciniomycetes; Pucciniales; Pucciniaceae
Exons: 3
Coding region: 1-396 (131 amino acids)
Source: RefSeq, a predicted model, not a curated record